AUGGACAAGAUCGCCGUGCACGUCGAAGUCCGCGUGGCGCCGACCUCUACCAGACUCGACACGAUUAGGAGACUCGUUGAAGAGCUUCUGCUAUCUUCCUUCGAUGAACUCACUUGCCCGAAGGUGCUCCCUCGGUCGCUGUGGGACGAGCAGCCCGUCCUGGCUUCGUGCGUCGAGCACCUGGCAACCUCCGAGCUGUCCCAAUCGUCCAUCCUGGACUCUUUUCUGGUUUUCUCCGAAUCCUACGUUCACACGGUAUCCAUACCCAUAGACCGCUGCGAGCUGGACAUCCACGUCUAUCAGGCCUUCGAAGAUGACGUCUUCGAGGAAACCAUUUCUGCCGAUGAGAACGUCGAUUCGAACGUCAGUGCGGCGUCUGUAUGCACGCUUCCCAACAAAUCUUGGGAAGGCCUUUGGGACAACCUCAUCUACUCGGACGAUAUCAAGAUGAGCCUGCUGGACUACAUAUAUGCUACGGUAGUGCUCAGCGACGCCCGUGUGGACUUCAACAUCGUUACGUGGAAUCGUGUGGUCUUGCUGCAUGGCCCGCCAGGCACGGGAAAAACCUCUCUGUGCCGAGCCCUCUCUCAGAAACUCGCCAUUCGUCUAUCAGACAGAUACAACAACUGCCGUCUGCUCGAGAUCAAUUCACAUUCGCUCUUCUCUCGAUGGUUCUCAGAGUCAGGAAAGCUCGUCCAACGUCUAUUCGCGAGCGUGAACGACAUGAUCGAUGACGAAGGCAGUUUUGUCGUUGUCCUAAUUGACGAAGUCGAGUCGCUCACCGCGGCCCGUGCUGGCGUCGCCGCAGGGACUGAGCCCAGCGACGCCUUGCGCGUCGUCAACGCGCUCCUCACCCAACUCGACAAGCUCCGCUACCGGCCCAACGUGCUCGUCUUGUCGACAUCCAACCUCGCGAAGGCGAUCGACUCGGCCUUCGUCGAUCGCGCCGAUGUCGUGCGUUACAUCGACCUACCGCCCGCCAAGGCUGUAUAUGAAAUCCUCCGAUCUUGUCUGCUUGAGUUCGUGGCCAAGGGGGUGGUCAAUCACAUCGACAUACCGCCGCUCGGGCAGCGAAAUCUAUGGGCUGCCGACGGAUCCCGCACGGUCGUCAAAGACGGCAUGGCGAUCGACGGUGAAAGCCUGGACUCCGAUACGAAGACCUCGCCGGAUCCCACCGAUCGUUCAUACGCCGCGGCCCGCCGACUGUUCUCCAUCGCCGAGCGGUGUCGGGCACAGAAAAUGUCCGGGAGAGCCCUGCGCCGUCUGCCUGUUCUGGCGUUCGCGCGCCACGCAGCGACGCACAGGUCGAUCGUUCGCCCACUCGCCGCCUCAGCGGACCCGAAGAAGAAGCGCAGGAAGGCAAAUGGUGCAACAGUUAACGAGAGCCCAAGGAAACGCAGCGAGGAGGACGAUGAAAAGAGUAGUGGUCAGAAGGCGGCCGCGGACCGUAUGGAGGCGGAGGCGCUAUUAGCCGCGCUAGAAAGGGUUGUAGAGGAGCAGGGCACGGAACGGGAGAGGUUUCGGUAAGGCGCCGGGGGUGUGUGGAGGUAUCCAUAUAUUUUUCUUGGUGGGCCCUCAACGGCGCAAAACUGCUCGACGCCGUAUGCUAAAAUGUUCCCGAAUAUUCGGACAUGCACCGGUUUCCAGCGGUCCACUUGUGAGCACCUCGGGCGCAAGCCAGAGUUCGGCGCUCAGCCAUCAACUGCCUCUACUACGCAAUGCCCCUUUACGAUACAAGUCUAUCAUUAAUUCUACCGUGAC
Messenger RNA from Punctularia strigosozonata HHB-11173 SS5, 1761 nucleotides. Its product is annotated as AAA-domain-containing protein. Gene Ontology annotation, biological process: reciprocal meiotic recombination; meiotic recombination checkpoint signaling. Gene Ontology annotation, cellular component: chromosome; nucleus. The transcript is spliced from 6 exons. The record is from RefSeq and is a predicted model, not a curated record. Bases 1 to 1527 code for a protein of 508 amino acids. Gene Ontology annotation, molecular function: ATP binding; ATP hydrolysis activity. NCBI's taxonomy places the organism in Eukaryota, Fungi, Basidiomycota, Agaricomycetes, Corticiales, Punctulariaceae.